UUAUUAUUUUUAUGUGGAGGCUGUCCUCCUUCAGAUAACGCAGCAAAUAUGAAGGCUGCUAUACGUUUGACCAAUUUUGCGCAUUUGCCGUGUAUCGCUCACUCUCUUAAUUUAGUGGUGCGUGCAGGACUCCAUGAAAGUGAACUCGAGGCGCUGAUAAAAAAAAUAAAAGCUAUUGUAGAACAUUUUCACAAAAGUCCCAUAGCUAACAAUAAAUUGAUUGCAAUGCAAGACCAGCUGAGACCUAAUCAAAAACCCUUAAAGCUCAAAAUGGACGUAGUAACAAUAUGGAAUAGUACCCUGGAUAUGAUUGAGAGGAUUUAUUCACUUCAAGAAACUAUAGAAGCGUCUCUUGGGAUCCUGCACAAUCCAGUAGAAAAUCUUACCUAAGGCGAAUGGCAGACACUGCCAGAAAUAAUAAAAAUCCUGAAGCCAUUCAAACAACUCACUGAAGAAAUGUCUUCUGAAAAAAGUGUGACUAAACAAUGUCUUCUGAAAAAGUGUGUUUCAAUUCAAUAGCCGGGUCCACACCGGACGAUCCAUCGCGCUCCGAUCGCGCGCGGCAGCAGCGCGAUCCAAAGAUGCAGGCAGGCAUUUUAUUAUAAGUAAUAAUUUCAUCAUAAUAUUUAAUAUACAGGGUGGGCCAAGAAUUCGUUAACAUUUAAAUGUAACUUACCGCGCAAACUAAUGCCGCGCGGGGCGCGGGCGCGGGCAAUAGCUCGCUUCUUGGAAAUUUAGUCGCAAUGGAUCGCUUCACGGGGCUGCAACGCGUUUACUGCGUGAAACAGUUUUAUUUAAACAACUUUUCGCUCAUUACUGUGAGACGCUUAUUUCGCGUUGAAUAUCGUUUACACGACUUAAGUCAGUGUCCAAGUGCUCCUUUAAUAAAGAAAUGGGUGAAGAAGUUCGAAGAGACGGGAUCUACAAUGUGAAACAAACCGGCGGCCCGCGGACUUCUCGGAGCGAAGAGAACGUGCAGCAAGUUUCCGCUUCUGUUUGACGUGAUCCAGGUUUAUCGACACGCAAACGGCUGGAUUAGGAUUAUCCCGCACAUCAUUACGCCGUAUUUUGAAAUUAGAUUUGAAAUUACAUCCAUAUAAGAUCCAGCUAGUGCAAGAACUAAACCCUAAUAAUUUAAAUUUGCGUAAGUCAUAUGCCGAAACAAUGUUAACUCGAUUCAGUAAUUUUGACAACAUCUUAUUCUCUGACGUAGCCCAUUUCCAUCUAAAUGGACAUGUAAACAAACAGAAUUGCAGGUAUUGGAGCUCGCUGCUCGCUGCAAUACAAUGAGAACAUGGGAGGUGUAGACAGGUCUGAUCAGAAUAUUGGUCUGUACAGAACAUCAAUAAGAGGAAAGAAAUGGUACUUCUCAUUGAUUUGUCACGGUAUAGACAUGGCUUUACAUAAUUCGUGGCAAAUUUAUAAAAACAAUAAAGGCGCAUACGAUUUUCUUCAUUUCCGCAGAAGCGUUGCGGUAAGUCUUCUUGAAACUUUGAACGUAGAGCAACCCGAGUCUCUCAGAAUUACCGUGAAACCUCACGUUUUGAUGGUAAAGACCAUAUAAUUAGAUAUAGAGAGAACCAACUUCGCUGUUUUAUAUGUCAUAAGAAAGCUAAAUUCUAUUGCCCCAAAUGUGAUGUAACAUUGCAUCCCAAAUUUUGCUUUGAAAACUUUCAUAUUCCUAAAUAAAAGCUUGUAAAACUCUAAUUUUUGUAUUUCUUUUACCAUGACUGUUAUAGUAGCACAUUUUGCUAACGUUCUUUUAAAAGGACACCAUUUUCCCGGUUUUCCAAACAUGUUAUAUUUUUUUCAUAAUUUUUUCCAAGUAAUAUAUUACAUUAUAAUAAUAAUAAAUGAAAUUCAAUGAGAUCCGAGGUAUAUUGAUGUUUCAGGAACAAGUGGGUUAAGACUGAAAAGUAGGGCAUGCCAAACAUUUUGUGAGCCUCUGGAACCUGAUACAGCAGGGGUACAGCUAAAAGAUCAAAUAUAUAUUACCAAAUCCUAAAAUUACUGGCAGCAGCCGAAGGCAAGCGUCUUAUUCGUUUCACGUUUAUUUUGAUUUGACAUAUUUGAAUCUACGUUAAUUGUUAAAGUUUUUAUUUGUAACAUAUUUAGCUUUUCUCAUUAGUCAUCAAUAUUCAAAUCUUAUUAGAUAUAUUAACAACCUUCUUACCUACUAUAUGUAGUACUCGAUUAAAUAUUAUGAGACAGAAAAACUAAUGCUGUGACAACGUAGGUUACGUAGGUUACGUUAAAACUUUAGAUAUUUGUUUAGUUUUUGUGUUUACACAAGGUUCGUUUAAGAUACGAAUAAUUUGAUAAUUAUUUUAAUCGUUUACCAAAACCUACUAAGAAUUUAUUCAUUUUAAAAUAACAUUGUUGAGACUGAGAUUAUUCAAUGUUGAAUAACUUGUGAAACUUGCGAUAAAGGUUUAGAUAUUUAUUUAUUUAUUCCUUGUUAUUUACUUAUUAAGUUUAUGAUUAAAAUAAGAGUAAUUGAUAAUUAUAUUAAUAAAUCACCAAAAACUAAAAAAAAAAUUUGAUUAUUUUUGAAUUGAGAAUAUUUAGUGAUUUUAGUCUCUACAUAUUUGAAAAAGUAAUUACUCUUACAAUGACAAUGUUGAGACUGAACUGUGCCAUUAUAAAGUUACCCAAUAAUUAAUGUUAAGUCAACUGUUAAGUGUGCUAAACAAUAAAAGACUCUUUGUUCACGCAUCAACCGCGUGACCAUGUAGGAGAACGACGGCGGCGGCUGAGGUGCGGGCGCGGUGUAAGCCAGCCGGCGCGCGGCGAGUGGAGGCGGCGAACUUCACUUCGCAAUCGGUCGACACGAACGACUCGCGUCCACGAAAAUAAUGUUUUUUUUGCCUACUACUUAUUGUACUUAACUUGUUUGAAGAUUACACAGUAAUUAACUGAAAAUACAGUCCACUCAUUACUUACAAAACAACCUGAGCUCCCGAACACUCUUAUUAACUAACGAAAUAUUAAAUAGCAUUCCUAGUUUGAAUAAUGCGGUUAAAAAUCUUAGCCUUGCGUUGAGCAUAUUUCUUGUUAAGCUUAGGACAGGAGACAGCAAUCAAAGACUGGCAACUCUUUUUCAAUUGCCACAAUCUACAUUAGAAAAUAAAUUAAGAUUGUUAAAGAAUGUUUAAAAGAACAUUUUGUACCAAUGCAUUUAGGUCUUACUCAUACUAAUGUACAAAAUGUGGCCUCACGUAACAGGACUAUUCCUGAAGGUCUGAAGUAGUAUAUGUACUUAGUAAUAAGCAACAUUGUAACCUUAAGUUAGUCUAUAAUAAACGCUUGUCUAAGGGUCGGUUCAUAUCUGACGGAACAUGCGUCGCGUAUUAUCGGUCGCGUAACGCCAGAACAGACAAAUGUAUAGAAAAACACUCGACCGUUCACACUCAACCGAUGAUACGUCGUGCGUCGAGCGUACAGCGUCUAUUCCGUUUCCGUCAACGCAUUAUCGGUCGACGUAAGAGCGGCAACGUCGCGCGCGCCACGCGCUACGUGUAUUUUGAUUGAUGCAUUCAGACUAGGCGUAACAUCAGCAGAGAUCGUUUGUGUACAGGCCGUUCCAAGUUUUUUUGAAAAUGUUUGAUACAGAACGAUUUAUCACGGAAGUGCAAAAUAGAAUAUGUCUAUGGAACAUAAAAGAAAAAUCUUAUAGCGACCGACAAGCUAAGAGACGGGCUUGGGAGGAAAUUGGAGAAAUAUUAAUAGUUGAGUGGGAGACAUAUGAUACAAAAAAGAAAAAUGAAUCACGUAAGUUAAUGUUUACUAGUGUUCGCCUAGUGGUCGAAAUUCGACCAUAUACGAUUGUUAGAGAGAAAAAAAAAGAGAACAAUGUUCGCAGUGGAAGUUCUGCUGCUGCAAAGAAGAGGAAAACGCCAUACGUAGAAAUGCUUCGUUUCUUAGAUGUGUUAAGAGAAAUGCGCCCUACAACUAGUAAUAUAGAAGCUGAAUUUUAUGAAACAAGUGGUGAAGAGAACCAACUACAAGAGACUGGAAGCGAAUCGUCAAAUUUCAGUUCCAAGCGUGCCAGUCGCAAAGACCAGAGUAUGACAAUGUUUCAGAGGUCAUUAAUUAACAGUAUGGAGAAAUCUUCACAAGAUGAUAGUGAUUCAGAUAAACAGUUUUUGCUGUCGUUACUUCCACAGAUGAAAAAAAUGUCUGAAGCACAAAAUUUUGACUUCCGUUUAGAUAUUAUGAAUUUGGUAAAAAAAUAUAGAUUUGCUACAACAAGUACAGUGCAACAAUGUAACAUCCAGUCCGAUCAAGGUAAUUACGAACAAGGUCGUCUGUCAUUGCCGCAGACUUCUCAGUUUGAACACACCGGUUACUAUACAACUGACUACUAUACGGACUCACCACAAUCAGCGACCUCGCAGGUUUCAAUUGAAGAAGAUAUUGAAGCAUUAAUGCAGAGUUAAUCCGUUACGUUUAUUUAAAAAUUGGUUGAUUUUGGAUUUUUGUAUCAUUUUAAUAUACAUGUCAAUAAUAUUAAAAUACUAAUGUCAAGAACAAAAGCAGUUAUUAUUAUACAACUUACCUGUAUCUACAUAUAAUAUCUUACCUCAAUGUAAUAGUCAGUCUUUCUUCAGGAGUAAUGGCACAUCGAAAUUUCGUAUCAUAUUUAGUUAUAAAACAUUUCACAAUCGUAAGGAGUUCAUCAAAAGAUUCUAUGGACAUGCGGUAAUACUGAAUAAAUUUUGUAGGAUAGUUUCUUAACGUUGCAUAUAGACAAUUAAAUUGGCCACUUGAUAUUCUUUUAGUAUUUAAAGGAUGCACCCAAUAUCGACGUUUCCUUUUUCGGUCUUGUUCUAAAGCCUCCCAAAUAGCAAUUAUUUCGAUAGGCUUCAUUUUAAAAUUCAAUAUCACACAACACAACCACUCUGUAGAUGCUUAACGUAGAAACUGACUAGACGCUCGACGCAUUUUCCGUUUGAUAUGAACCGACCCAUUCGACCGAAUAGACGCGACCGAUGAUACGCUCGACGCAUCAUCCGUCAGAUAUGAACCGACCCUUAUUGACGGUCCGUUAUCCGGUGAAAAAAACGGACGUCUACAAGCGCUCUUAAGUUUCUUACUGCGUAACAAAAGCUCUUUUAGGCAUUUUCAUGCUGAUGUCGUUACAUCCGCUACAGGAAGAGACGCAAUAUUGGUCUACCAACCAGAUGUAACAUGUUCAGUUUAUAGUGGAUGUCAUGCCACUGAAAAGAUACAAAAAAAUUAUGGAGUGUCUUCACUUCAAUGAAAAUACCAAAGCGCCAAGCCGAGAAGAACCGCUCCGUUCCCGCCACAUUACAUACGAAACCUGUAAGUGUUCUAACAAUUAGAUUUGACCCAAAAAUCAUUGUCGAUGUACAACGAACACAAAAAGACGGCAAUAAGGUCCUCAUAAAAUGCCCUCUUGCUAUUGCGCAGUACACCAAGAGAAUGGGCGGGGUUGAUCAAUUUGAUCAGUUUCGUUCUCAUUAUAAAUUAGGACGUCGUUCCAAUCCAAUAAAUGGUGGAUGCGUUUAUUCUACUUUCUAGUAGAAUCUGUUUCAAUUAAUGCAUGUAGAGUCAUGUGGAGUAACCGUACGCAGCGUGUAACUAUAAUUUUUUUGAUACCCGCUAAGAAAGAUGAAAAUGAUUAUAAAUAUGAAAAUAUAAAGAUGAAAAUGAUAAAAAUGAUUCUGGAUACCCGCUAAGAAAGACUAUGAUGACAUCUAUAUUGGAUGCUGCAACUGACACACCUGAAGCAUAUUACACCGAUUUACAUGUUCAUGCAAGAAAUAUAGUGGAACGUACGAUUGGGCUUCUCAAGGCACGUUUUCGUUACUUACUUGUUCACAGAGUACUGCACUAUGCACCAGAUGUAGCAGGGCGUAUAGUAAAUGCUUGGGUUAUAUUACACAACAUAUGCAAUAGUGCUAAUAGACCUGUGCCACAACUAAGCAAUGAAGAUAUGAUUCAAGAGAACCAAUCACAACAGCAGGACCACGAUGGAAGAGAACAGCCACGCGGUAAUAAUCUUGCUUUGCAGCUGGGCCAUAUUACGCGAAGUUCUCUCGUCCAGCGGCUCUGGGAAACGCGUCACCUAAGAUCCUAAAAAAAUAUAUAUGGUUAUAUAUCCAUCAAGGCGUUUAGGCUGCAGAGCGUGCCAAAUAUUUGUAUAUUUUUGACAAUUAAAUAAUUAACUAUUUUUGUAGAUUCAAACAAAAACACCUACAUUAAAUAUUUAUUUCACAAAAACAUUCAUCUAAAUCGUGUUUUAAUUAACCCAUAUAUAGGGUAUAGGGUCGAUAACGACCAAAAUUAUGACGCAACUUUAAAAUGCAUAGUAACCGCGAACUGUUCAUUGAAUUUUAAUUAUAACGCCAUCUAUGAAUUCUUUAACGUACAAUUAUGAUGCAUGGUACAGUUUUAUUGAAAGUUGACAACUUUUUCUUAUGACAAUUAGGCGUGCAAGUUUAUACAUGUUCAUUUCUGGAAAAAUUUCGCGACUGAUCGGAUGAAAAUGUAAGUAUUUUGUGUAAUUUAUAUUGUUUUACCAUAAUAAUUGUUUUUAUUGGAAAUCUAAUGAGUAUUUUAUAGAUAUAGUUAUUGUUUUUACGUGAACGAUUUAUUUGACUAUCUACAAUCAGUUGAUAUCUUUUCUUGGGUCGGUAACGACCCCGUGGGCACAUAUCGUGUUUUAUAUUGUAUUGUUUUGAUUUCAGGUCUCGUCACGUACUCUCGACACAUGAAAUAGCCGAUGCCCUGGAGGAUUUCGAUGACGAUGAAGAUCUUCAGGGCCUUGAUAUUUAUAUCGAUCCGCCUUGUGAUGGUACCAUGUCGGAUGGCGAUUCAGGUGAAGAAGAUUGUGAUAGCAUAAAUCGAUUGAACCGUCAUCAAUUACUUGCUCCGGCGGAGAUGGUGUUACGACAACGUGAAGAACAUGAUGAAGAAAACAGAACUAUCGAUGAGGUAUUAGUCAGUCCUAGUACUAGUUCUCAAUACCUAGAAACCCUUACACCGGCAGCAGGACCCAGCUCAAACAGGUCACGACGUUCUCGUCAUGUUGAAACCCGGGCUGAUGGAACUUCUUCAGAACGUAGUCAGCAACGGCAGCGCAUCGUCAGGCCCCGCAAAUGGGUAAAGCGAGACCUUCGUUACCAACAAUGUGAGUGGUCACCUCCACUGCCACGAGCUGUUCUCACACUUACCAAAGAAAGUGAACCAAUAGAAUUCUUUUUUAGUGAAGAUGUUAUAAGGUAUAUAGUCAGACACACCGUAAUGUACGCUGUUGAAAAGCACAAUUAUAAUUUUUGUUUAUCAGGGUAUGAGUUGAGCUGUUUCAUAGGUAUAUUGCUCCUUAGCGGUUACGCGCCUUUACCGAGACGACGUAUGUAUUGGGAAACCAACGAGGAUACCCACAAUGUUUUAGUUGUGAAAUCGAUGCGGCGAAAUCGAUUUGAAGAAAUAUUUAGGUAUUUUCACGUUGCAGACAAUGGUAACCUACGUGCAGGUGAUAAAAUGGCCAAAAUUCGGCCAUUGUUCAACAUCAUGAACAAAAAGUUUCUAAUGUAUGCUCCCAUCGAAAAAAACUUGAGUAUCGAUGAAUCAAUGAUACCAUACUACGGGCGUCAUGGCUGUAAGCAGCACAUUCACGGCAAACCAAUCCGUUUCGGCUUCAAAGCAUGGGUAGCUGCGACUCGCUUAGGAUACUGCUUACAAGCUGAUUUAUACGAAGGAAGAUCUGAAGCGCGAGAAACAGGCCUAGGCGAACAUGUUGUUACCAAAUUGAUGAAUACGGUGAAGACCGAAUACCCUGAAACACUAUUUUCUGUGUAUUGUGACAACUUUUUUACCGCUCCUAGUUUACUUAGCUCUUUGCAAGAAAACAAUGUGAAAAUAACUGGAACUGCUCGCCAAAAUAGGAUAGACAAGUGUCCACUGAUAGAUGCUAAGUCUUGCAAAAAGCAGCCUAGAGGAUUUUAUGAUUAUAGGUUGGACACAAAUGACAACAUCUGUGCUGUACGAUGGAAUGACAACAGCGUGGUGACAUUGUUGUCUAAUGAAUUUGGAGUGCACCCUGUUCAAAAAGCACGUCGAUAUUCAGUUGCUGCUAAACAGAAAAUUGAUAUGGGUUUAAAGAGUUUUUAUUUCUCAUAAGAACAUAUACAAUGUGAUAGGGGCGAGACUUCUAACCCGUUAAGGCUGAGUUCUACACCUAAUUUAAUCGACAAAAGUCGGGGGUCGAAGUGGUCGAAUCCUCUCCCCCUAAAAGUUAUGGCUAUUUUAAUAUUUUUUUUACUUUUUUUAAUAUCAAAGGUUGUAUGCGUCGUAGAAACAAAAAAAAACGACAAACGGUACCUAAUAACCUUGGCUAACUAAUUCAUUACUUUUUUCAUAUGUAAGAUAAUGUUUUGGUGAGAAAAAAAUCAUUUGUGAAUUAUUUUUACCGAAAAAAUCACUAUUUUUCAAUAUUUUCAAUUAGGGGUUCAACCCCCAUAUUAUUAUUUUUGUCGAUAAAAUUAGAUGUAGUACUCAGCCUUAACGGGUUAGAAGUCCCACGCCUAUCACAUUGUAUACAUUGUUCACUUAAAAUGAGAUACAUAGUGUUCCUUAUUUUCUAUAACAAAAUAAUAUGACAAUAUCCUCUAGUGCGGUAAGAAGUUACAUUCGUUUUGUUUUAAUGAGAUUGAGAUUUACAAUGUUUGAACAUGUUCUUUAAGUUUAAUUUUGAAUGCUUUAAUGUUAUCGCAGUUUUUUAUGUCGUCCGGUAAUCUAUUGAACAGCUGUGCUCCCUCAAACAAAAGCGUUUUUUUUCCAUAAUUUGUUCGUGCCGUCUUUAGUUCUAGUUUGUAUUUGUUUCUUAAGUUGUGUGUGAUUUUUUUCUAUGUAACUGUAUGUUUGAUUGAAUGGCAUGACUGGUGAUGUUUUUUAUGAGAACACAUGUGCUAUAUGUGUAUAGUUGUGUUAGAUUGAGUAAUUUAGAUUUCUCAUACAGUGUUUUUGUUGGUGUAGAAUAUUUAUAAUGGAAUAGGGUUUUAAUGAGCUUGUUUUGGGUUCUUUGUAGUGGGUUUAGGUUAGUCUUAGCAGCUGAUCCCCAGAUCUCAAUUAGGUAUUCCAGAUGUGAUUUGACUAAUGAGUUGUAUAUGAUAUAGCGUAUCUUUUUCGGAAUACAACCUGCAGCUUUGUGUAUAGCACCCAGUACUGAUGCCACUUUUGUUUUGACAUGAUCGAUGUGAUUUUUCCAGGUGAGUUUAUCAUCUACCCACAGACCAAGAUAUUUUUCGUAGUUAGAGCGUUUUAUUACGUCAUUGUUGAUUGUGAGAGGUAAGUGUUCGGGUAUCGGUUUAUUUUUUGCGGCAAAUAUCAUAAAUGAAGUUUUUGUUGUGUUUAUUGUCAAUAGGUUAUAUUUUAGCCAUUCGCUGAGUAAGUCCAGGUCUUUCUGUGCUUUACUUAUAAUGUUGUGAAUGGACUUAUCGAAGUAGAAAAUACAUGUGUCAUCCGCAUACAAUGUUAGGUGUCCUGACAGUCCUAUUUGGUUAAUAUUGUUAAUAUAUAUUAAAAAUAAUAGCGGACUUAAAAUUGAUCCUUGAGGACAGCCGAAUGGCACGUGUUUAACUGAACUUGUGUAAUUACCUAUUUUCACGGCUUGUUUUCUAUUUUCUAAAUAAGAUGAGAGCAUUUUGAGGGCCCUGUCUAUGACACCUAUGUUAUUUAAUUUCUGUAACAGCUUGUGAUGGCUUAUAUUGAUCAGCCAAAUGUUGUUCAGCAAUACAACCGAUUUAUGGGUGGAGUAGACAGACUUGAUGCUAAUGUGGGCGUUUACCGGAUUGCCAUCAGAGGAAAAAAAUGGUAUAUGCCCAUUUUGAUGUGGUUGAUAGACGUCGCUGUCAAUAAUGCUGCUUUACUCGCUAGAUCAUACGGGGCAAACGUAGAUACUUUAGAAUUUCGUCGGUCUAUUGCAAGAACAUUACUCCUGAAAUAUGGGAAUAUAAGAUCUCAACCUGGGCCACGUCCGCAAGUGAGAACAAAUGUACCGGUUUCUGUUAGAAAACAUUCAGCUGAUCAUAUUAUUCUGACUGACCAGGUCAGAAAACGAUGUGCGUUAUGUAAAAAUAAAACAAUCAAAAUGUGUCGCAAAUGUAACGUCAAUUUGCAUGAUAAGUGUUUUGCAGAAUUUCAUUCCUAAUGUCCCCACCAUUUCUUUUUAUUAGUUAGUCAUGUGUUUUUAUAACUGUGUGUUUUAUUAUUUGUUCCUAAUAAAGACUGAUUAACAUUAUUAUAACGCAUUUUUAUUUGGUUGGUACUGAUUUCAUACUAUUGAACGAGUAUAUGUGCCCAUAGGGUCGUUUAUGACCCGCUGAAAAAAAUGAACUUCUCGAACUGAAAACGAAAAUCUACUAGUACUAGCCUUAUAUGUGAUCAUUCAUACAUAACAUACAUAAAUAUUAUAAAAAUCGGUGUUAAAAAAAGUUCUGAGCAUAUAUGGGUUAAA
Messenger RNA from Spodoptera frugiperda (fall armyworm), 10483 nucleotides. RefSeq lists its product as uncharacterized. The record is from RefSeq and is a predicted model, not a curated record. The transcript is spliced from 2 exons. Lineage: Eukaryota; Metazoa; Arthropoda; Insecta; Lepidoptera; Noctuidae. Gene Ontology annotation, molecular function: DNA binding. The coding region runs from base 3600 to 4439 and encodes 279 amino acids.